Molecule: messenger RNA, 393 nt
Organism: Eimeria mitis
Lineage: Eukaryota; Apicomplexa; Conoidasida; Eucoccidiorida; Eimeriidae
Exons: 4
Coding region: 1-393 (130 amino acids)
Source: RefSeq, a predicted model, not a curated record
AUGCACCGCCUGCAGCAGCAGCAGCAGCAGCAGCAGCAGCAACAGCAGCAGCAGCACAUGCAUCUGCUGCUGCUGCUGCUGCUGCUGGCGCUGCAGUUGGCGGCGCUGCAGCAGAAGGAAGCACUGGAGAGUCUCCUGCGCUGCAGUUGGCGGCGCUGCAGCAGAAGGAAGCACUGGAGAGUCUCCUCAGGCGCUGCAGUUGGCGGCGCUGCAGCAGAAGGAAGCACUGGAGAGUCUCCUGCGCUGCAGUUGGCGGCGCUGCAGCAGAAGGAAGCACUGGAGAGUCUCCUCAGGUGGAAAGCACAGCAGCAGCAGCAGAUGCAGCAGCAGCAGCAGCAGCAGCAGCAGCAGCAACAGCAGCAGCAGCAGCAGCAGACAGAGGAGAGAGUUUAA